Messenger RNA from Eucalyptus grandis, 1069 nucleotides. RefSeq names its product zinc finger A20 and AN1 domain-containing stress-associated protein 8. The record is from RefSeq and is a predicted model, not a curated record. The coding region runs from base 238 to 756 and encodes 172 amino acids. The transcript has 3 exons. Gene Ontology annotation, molecular function: DNA binding; zinc ion binding. NCBI's taxonomy places the organism in Eukaryota, Viridiplantae, Streptophyta, Magnoliopsida, Myrtales, Myrtaceae.
GGAAAAGAGAACUCCUUCCUCUCCCUCUCUCUCUUAAAUACUGCUCAUCGAGGCGAUAGAGGGAGAGGAGACUCGCUCUCUCUCUCUAGGUCGCUCUCGAUUCUCGCUGGUCUCGCCUUCCUCGGACUAUCUUCGCGAUCGCUUUUGGAGGAUCGUUCGGGGAAAUUGGACCGAAGUUUCGAUUUUUAGCAGGCGAGAUCAGCUGAAUCAGGUGUCCUUUUGCAGGAGAUCAGAAUAAUGGAGUCUCACGAUGAGACAGGAUGCCAGGCCCCAAAAGGCCCAAUCCUCUGCAUUAACAACUGUGGCUUCUUCGGAAGUGCUGCCACCGCCAAUAUGUGCUCAAAGUGCCACAAGGACGUGAUAUUGAAACAAGAACAGGCACAAGCAGCUGCCUCCUCGAUUGAGAGCAUUGUCAACAGAAGUUCCAACGAAAAUGGUAAAGGACCUGUGGCAACUGAGAAAUUGGAUUUGCAAGCUGGUUUGGUGGAUGCAAAGGUCAUUUCGACCGAGCCCUCAGCUGGUUCAUCUUCAAGCAAAGAUGUUGACAUGAAAGUGAGCGACGGUCCUAAAAGGUGCACCACCUGCCAGAGGCGGGUGGGGUUGACUGGCUUCAACUGCAAGUGCGGCAAUCUCUUCUGUUCGACCCAUCGCCACUCUGAUAUACAUGGUUGUCCGUUUGAUUAUAGAACUGCUGCUCGAGACGCCAUUGCCAAGGCCAACCCGGUGGUUAGGGCCGAUAAGCUCGACAAGAUCUAGAUUUUGGGGCCUGAAGAGAUGGCUUAUCUACUGGAAACCCACUUUGCCUUCCAUAGGCAUCGAAUGUCUAAGUUUGGCUGCAUAAUGUCUUCACUGUCCUACGUCUGGUAGAAAUUGCAGUUCAUGUUGCUUGAGGGCAUCCUUGCAGCCUAGAUAACUCUCUUGUUCAUUGUGAUUGGCAGUGAUUUCGCUAUUGGCUUGGGUGUGUAAGUCACUAUUCGUGGUGGUUUGAUGGACUCCGUCGUUGCUACUUCCGUUGAUAUGAAUUUCUAGUUGUGUAUGGCUUGUGAUCAGCAUUCGGGUAUUGCGUCUA